Molecule: messenger RNA, 6459 nt
Organism: Eimeria acervulina
Lineage: Eukaryota; Apicomplexa; Conoidasida; Eucoccidiorida; Eimeriidae
Exons: 13
Coding region: 1-6459 (2152 amino acids)
Cellular component (GO): nucleoplasm; nucleolus
Source: RefSeq, a predicted model, not a curated record
AUGAAAAAAUGCAGCAGCAGCAGCAGCAGCAGCAGCCCCACACGUAACAGGACCAGCAUUCGCAAGCCCCGCAACAAGAGGGCGAACAGCAGCAGCAGCAGCUCCAGGAGCAGCAGCAGCAGCAGCAGCAGUGAUAGUAGCCCGGAAAGCGGCAGCAGGAGCAGCACGAGGCGAAGCUGCGUGCGCGGGGGGAGACGGAUGCCCGCAGCAGCAGCUGCUGCCUCUACUGUUGCUACUGCUGCUGCUGCAGGUGCCGCAAGGAGACCCCGUUGUAUAUUAAGUUCUUUUAGCAGCGCAGACACUGCUUCUGCUGCUGCUGCUGUAGACAACUUUGAGUUCUUCUUUUUUCAGCCCUUAGCCGCAGCAGCAAAGGCAGUUGUUGCUGCUGCUGCUGCUGUUGCUCCUGCGGCUGCAACGCAUCUUGCAGCAGCAGCAGCAGCACCAUUCCUCUCCGACUGCAUGCACCAACGAGCAGCAGCAGCAGAAACAGCAGUAGCAGCAGAACUUCGAGAGGCCGUUGCUGCGCUGCCCUUGGCCGAGGCCCUGGAAGUGUGCUCUGCAAAUGCAGCAGCAGCAACAGCAGAAACAGCAGCAACAGCAGCAGCAGCAGAAGGUGCAGCAGAAGCAGUAUAUGAUGAUAAUUGCCGCCCUCUAGAGCGCCUAGCAGACGUGUUGCUGCUGCUUGCUGCAGCGGACAGCAACACGCAGCGCGAGGGCUGGAACCAUGUGCGGGAGGCAGUAGCAGCAGCAGCAGAAGCAGCAGCAACUGCUGCUGCUCUGGAGGGAUAUGACGCUGCUGCACCCCCUGGGGCUUGGCGAGUUGUCUCUGCUGCUCUUUGUCUCUGCAUGCAGCGCUCAGGCCGCCAGGCGUUAUGUGCAGCAAUCGCCUACCUGCGUUUCUUAGGGCUGCAGGUGAAUGAUAUGCAGGAGCUGCAGCAGCCGCAGCUCGAUGGAAAAACGCUGCAGCUGGUGCUGCAGCAGCUGCAGCAGAAGCAGCAGCAGCAGCUGCAGGAGGCCAGGGCCGCUCCUUGGCAGCUGCAGCGACAGCUGCAAGAGCAGCAGCAGCAGCAGCAGCAGCAACAACACCAGGAGCAGCACACGCACAUGCAGCAGCAACGCUCGAGGCUAGCUAACUGGCUGCAGCAGCAAGAGGUCCCCUCGCUGACUGCCAUUCUGUCGCUGCAGCUGGGGCUGCUGCUGCAGCAGCUGCAGCAGCAAAGCUUAUCAUGCUGCAGCAACAGAGAGGCACUGCGGUUGCUGCUCCGAGGGGGGAUGGACCUGCUAAGCAAGACUCAGGCUUUCCCUAGGCAGGUGCUGCUGCUGCUGCCGUUGGUGUUGCUGCUCCGCGUAAAGGAAUUACGCACGAUGCAUCUGCAGCAGCAGCAGCAACAGCAGCAACGGCAACAGCAGAAGGAGCAGCGGCAGCUACGAGAUGCAGACGAGCUCAGCGAUAUACGAUCGGUAGAGGAGGAGCAGCAGGAUCAGCAGCAACAGCAGCAGCAACAGCAGCAGCAGCAGCAGCAGAUAUUUUACUUGCUUCCCCUGUACGAAGGAGGACCGCAUGUGGAUUGCCUUGCUGCAGCAGCAAGCGAUCUGUUGCUGGCAGUGCUGCCCCGGCUGCUGCAGGAGCAUCAGCAGCAGCAGCUUGACGUUGGCGCAGCAGCAGACGAAACAGCAGCAGGCGGCGCUGCAGCAGCUGGGGGUGGCAGUGAACAGAGACAGCAGCAGCAGCAGCAGCAACAGCAGAUUGUCGCCUGCAUUUUGCAGGCUGUCAGCUGCUGUGGGGAGCUGCUGCUGCCGGAGUUGCUGCUGCACCCUGUGCUGCUGCUGCAGGCCCGCUCGAAGGACCUCCAGCAGAUGAGAAAAGCAGCAGCAUCAGCUGCUGCUGCUGUUGUUGACGAAGAAGCAGGAGAAGGCAUUAACGCUGCAGAGAAUGCCGCAGCAGCAGCAGCUGUUGCUGCGGCUGAGCCUACUGCAGCAGAAGCAGCAUGCCUCUCGGAACUGCAGCAGCAGCGGCAGCUCUCUGCUGAUCCGCUUAUUGCCUUCCUUGCAAGCUUCUGUUUUGCGUGUCUCCCCAGCAGCACAGCAGCAGCAGCAGCAGCAGCAGCAACCUGCGUGGUCAUCUUAAGAUGCUGCACUGUGCAGGAAGAGCUGCAGCUGCAGCUGCAGCAACGGGAAGACAGCAGAGGGCUGCUGCACCAUCUUGAACAGCAGCAGCAGCAAGAGCAACAGCAGCAGCAGGAGCAACAGCAGCAGCAGCAAGAGCAACAGCAGCAGCAGCAACUACAACCGGAGCACCAGCAACAGCAACAGCAGCAGCAGCAACAGCAGCAGGAGCAACAGCAGCAGCAGCAGCAGCAGCAACAGCAGCAGCAGCAGCAGCAGCAGCGGCGACAGGGGGUGCUUGAACGCUUCUUGCGCCUUGUGCUUAUUCCUCUGCUGCAUGGAUCUCGUCUGGCGCAUCGGCUGCUGGGUGUGGAGCUGCUGCAGCAGCUGCUGCACUCGCCUGCUGGAAGCAGCAGCAGCAACAACAACAGCAGCAGCAGCACCAGCAGCAGCAGCAGGCGGAACGUACGGGACGGCAGCAAGAUAGCUGAGACGAAAGGCGCGCUGCUGCUGGGGCAUCUCCUCGAGGGGAGAGAAGAGCUGCUGCUGCUGCAGCAGCUGCUGUUGCCUUUUGCUGCAGCACUCGGAGACCGGCAGCCGCUCAUCAGGGCCAAGGCUAUUGAGGCGCUUCCAUCUGUAUGCGACGUGCUGCUGCUUGCUGCAGCAGACUCCUCAGCAGCAGGAGCAGCAGCAGCAGCAGCAGAAGGUUCUGAAGAAAAGAGACAAAGGAUGCAGCAGCAGCAGCAGCAGUACCAGCUGCUGCUGCUGCUGCUGCGACCCUCUGUCUUCGAGGCACUUAGGGGGAGCUGCUUAGAGCACAGCAAGACAGUGGUGAGGCGAGCUGCGUUACUGGCGCUGCAGCAUCUGCUGCCGCUGCUGCUGCAGCAUCUCCCGCUGCUGCAGCAGCUGCAUGCCUGCGAUAUGCCCCUUAUGGAGGGGGAGUCUCCUGAACUAGGGACUGAAGACGCACCAGCAGCAGCAGCAGCAGCAGCAGCAGCAGCAGCAAGGCCCAUUGGGGCUGCUGCAGGCGCUUCGGGUUGGGGUUUAUUUCAACUGUUGGGUUGGAGACAAAUUGCAGAGAGGUGCAGAGACAGUUCAGUGAUCGUAAGGAGACAGGCUGUGGCAGCGCUGCACGUCUUCACUACCACGGCUCUACAUAAACUGCUGCAGCAGCAGCAGCAACAGCAGCAACAGCAGGAGGGGGGGGUGCAGCAGCAGCUGCAACAGCAGGGAGAACAGCACACAGAACAGCCAUCGGACCAGCAAGACAGACAGCACGACGAGCAGCAACAACAGAUUGUGCAGGCACAGCAAACUGUUGCAGGUGCUCCUGCUGCUGCUGCUGCUGCUUCUCUAACAAGCAGCAUUUGCUGCGCGUGGAGAGAUUUCGUGUUGCAUGCGGCAGCAGCAGCGGAUGAGGAGCCAAUGGUAAGGGAGAAGGCCCUCGAAGUAGCGCAGCAGGUGCUGCAGGGGGAAAGCAGCAGAAGCAGCAGCAGCAACAGCAGCGCAGCAGCAGGAGCUGCAGCAACAGAGGCUGCAGCAGAUCUGCUGAUUGCCGGCUCUACCGAUGAACACCUGGAAACCCUGAGGCAUUUUUAUUACUCCUGCUGCAGCAAGAGGGGAGGAAUGCCAGAAGAGCGGCUCGUCCAGUGUAUGCGCAGCGUAGCAGCCCCAGGUGUUGCAGUCAGGAGACUCCUUGAGCUUCAGGGAUAUUUUGACUGGGCCAAUUCGCCUGCUGGAAGCCUCAGCAACUCCACAAAUAGCAGCAACAGCAGCAGCAACAGCAGCGGCAACAGCAACAACAGCAGCAGCAACAGCAGCAGCAGCAGACGGAAAACGGAGGCUGCCGAAGCAGCCUUUGCCGCCUGGCGCCGUGUCGCUGCGGCCGUGCUGCAGCAGCAGCAGGAGGCGCAGCAGGGACCUCAGAAUUCUCAAGCGCAGCAUCAGCAGCAUCAACAGGAGGAGGAGCAGCAAGAGCUGCAGCAGCAGCAGCAGCAGCAGCAGGAGGAGGAGGACGAGCUGUUUGGGGCCAAGUCCUUGCUGCUGCUAGACCUUGUUGCUUCUGCUGCGGCGUUCGCCUCUUUCUCUACUCGCAGUGCUGCUGCUGCAGAGCUGCUGCUGCUGCUGUCGCAGCAGCUGCUGCCUGUAGACUUUGUUGCCCCUGCUGUUCGUAGCCUUUUUGCCGUCUCUAAAGGCCUUAUCUACCUGCCGGACACGGCUGCCUUCGUCUCCCCACAGCAGCAGCAGCAGCAGCAGCAAGAGCAGCUGCAGCAGCAGCAGCAGCAGCAGGGCCUGGGAAGCAGCUGGACCCAGGUGCUGCUGCAGCGGACGAGGGAAGGCCUCCAGCGAACGCUCAAAGAUAUGAUAUGCCGUGCGACGGUGUCUCUGCAGCUCCAGGCUGCAGCACCAACACAGCCAGCAACAGCAGCAGCACUGCCAGCAGCAGCAGCACUGACAGAAGCAGCAGCACUGCCAGCAGCAGCACUGCCAGCAGCAGCAUAUGAACUAGCAAGGCCACAAGAGGACUCUGCAGCAGCAGCAGUAACAGUAACAGCAGCAGCAGCACAAGAGUCAACAGCAAAUAAACAGCAGCGGCUGGUGCUUCUUCCUGACGAUGAAGGGCUUUGUAGGUAUUUGGCGCUCGCUGGGGAGUUGGCGUUGAUGGGUUUGCUGCGGCUGGAAGAAGAUGUAGCAAAAGUCGUGCAGGCCCUUGUCCUUAACAAGCUUCCCUCAGCCAUUCAGAGAGUCGCUGUUUCUGCUUUGUCACAACAGCAGCAGCAGCUGCAGCAGCAGCAGCAGCAAGAAGGCAUCGAGGAUCCAGGGCUUCUUUCCAUUGCAGCUUGCAGCACAGCAACAGCUGCUUCUUCUUGGUGUGAGGCCUCUUCGUCUCCUAGGAACGAACUGCUGAACAACAGCAACAACAGCUGCAGCAGCAGCAACAACAGCCCACGUAGCAGCAGCAGCAACAACAACAACAAUAACAAGGAGUCUCCUCAGGCUGCUGCUCUUGUUGCUUCCGCGCUGUCUCCUUUCCGUCCCCUGAGGACAGAAAGGAGACAAACUGAACCCCACAGCAAAAGGCGCAGGCUGUCUCCGACUCUGCAGCAGCAGCAGCAGCAGCAACAGCAGCAGCAGCAGCAGCUGUUCGAGCCUCUGCCCUUGCGCGUAAGGACCUUGGCUAUUCAUGUGCUAGGGAAGCUCGCAGUUGCUGCAGGAUCUGCUGGCAGCAGCACAGGCCAGCUUGGCUCUCACCGCAAACGAAAAGACACUGCUGCUGCUGCUGCUGCAGCAGGAAAAGGCAGCAAGACGCCGCCCCACAAGCAGCAACAGCUGCUGCAGCUAGCCGUAGAACUCGUCGCUGCGCAGCUAGAGCAGCAAGAACCUCCGAUGGUCCGCCUUAACGCCGUAGUGGUGCUGAGCGACGUGCUGCAGCGGCACGGGCAGCUGACUGACAAAGUGCUGCCGUUGAUUGUCUCUGCAAUUGUUUCAAAGGAGACAGAGACAGCUGCAAAUCAGCAGCAACCUGCAGCGCACGCCUUGGCAGCAACAGCAGCAGCCAGAAGCAGCAGCAGCAGCAACUGCAGCAGCAGCAGCAGCAGCAGCAGCAGCAGGAUGGCGCUGGCGCCGCUUAGGAAGAUGGCAUUGAUUUGUUUGUCACGCCUUCUGGCUGAGGAAUACGUACGCUGCAAAGGAGAAGCUGUUUUGGGGAGACAGCACUGCCCUGUCUCUUCAUCGAUGUUAUGUGUGCUCUCAAUGGGGCUUGCGUACACCCCGCAUGCAAAGCAAAGCCCUCGGGCUAUUUAUUCGUUUGUCAUUAACUCCCUUUCUAUGCUGAGGAGACUGCAGCUGCAAAGGUUAUUGGUUAGUGGCGUGUUGGUGCCUUGGCUGGACGGCGACGCAGAGGGUCAUGAGGGCUUCAGCAGCAGCGCGAUUCUCAGCAGCAGCAGCAGCAGCAGCAGCAGCAAGCCGCUGCCUCUUCCUUCAUCUCGCCAGGAGCCGUUGGGGAUCAAGAUUGUGCGCACCCCGAAUGCAGCAGCAGCAGCAGCUGCUGCUGCAGCAGCAGAGGACGGUGGGGAUAACGGAGGGGAGGAGGAGACAGCCGCAGCGGGAGACAGAACAACUCGCGGCAGCAGCAGCAGCAAAGGCGCUGCUAGCCGCUCGCGGGGCCCCGCAGCUCAGAGAGCAGCAGAAGGAAAGGUAGAAGGUCUUGUUGCAGCGAUGCUAAAGAGGGUGCUGCAAGCAGAAGUGCUGCCGGUGCUGCGGUGUCUUGACGCCAUGCUGCGAGCUCAGCGGUCUCCUCUGCAGGAUGCCUGCAUGCGCGCAUUGUGCUGUCUCCUUCGUGACUUCAAGUGA